AUGGCACAGGUCAGCCAGAGACCAAACAGGCUGAGGGAAGAGCUGAGCUGCAUGCUGGUUGGUGAUGGAGCAGUGGGGAAGACCAGCAUGAUUAUCAGCUACAUCUUCAAUGGAUACAACAGCGAGUACAGGCAAACAGCUUUUGAUGUUUUCACUGGUUUGGUUCAUGUGAAUGGCAUCCCGACUAGAAUCAAACUGAUAGACACAGCUGGACAGGAGGAGUUUGGCCAUCUCCGCUCUUUGUGCUAUGCACAUGUGGAUGUCUUCAUCCUCUGCUUCAGCCUGGUUAACCCUGUCUCCUUUGACAACAUCACCUCCAAAUGGAUCCCACAGAUCCGUGCCAGCAACCCAACCUCUCCCAUUAUUCUGGUUGGAACUCAGUCAGACCUUCGCCACAACGUGGACAUCCUUAUUCAUCUGGAUAAGCGGCGCACCAAACCAGUGAACUUUGGCCGGGCCAGAAGGCUGGCAAACAGAAUCAGAGCUCAUGACUACUUGGAGUGUUCGGCUCUAACACAACACAACCUCAAAGAUGUGUUCGACUGUGCUGUAUCUGCUGCCAUUGAGCACAAGCACACUGGUACUAAAUCUAAAAAGCUCAGCCUGCUGAAACGUUUAAAGACUUUUUGUGAUUGUGGAUGGAGGAAGAUCUACAGGUACAUCUGAUGUGGAAUCAAAGAGUGGUUUGUUUUCAGACUUUUAUGACAAACCAUGCAUUUUCAUUAAAAUAUCUCUCUGCAAAAUAUGGACUGUGCACUAAAAGAACAGGACUUAAAACCUGUAUUGAUGUCUUGGUUUAAAGUCCUGUAAUAAAUGUUGUAAUGAGUAUUUUAAGACAGUU
Messenger RNA from Toxotes jaculatrix (banded archerfish), 841 nucleotides. Its product is annotated as rho-related GTP-binding protein RhoV-like. The transcript is spliced from 3 exons. The record is from RefSeq and is a predicted model, not a curated record. Lineage: Eukaryota; Metazoa; Chordata; Actinopteri; Toxotidae. Gene Ontology annotation, molecular function: GTP binding; GTPase activity. The coding region runs from base 1 to 666 and encodes 221 amino acids. Gene Ontology annotation, biological process: small GTPase-mediated signal transduction.